AUGCGGCACGCCGCCACCUCCGCCGCCUGGACCGCUCCCGGCGAGGUCUGGGAGUACGUCAGUCAGCUUGUCAGCUCCUACCACGACCAGCAUGACUGCCAGUUCGCAUCGUCGGCUGCAGAGAGCGGCGCAUGCGGCAGUAGCACAUCUUCUUCGACGUCGUCAUCGUCAUCGUCGUCGUCUUCGUCGUCAUCUUCAUCGUCGGAUUCCGACACUGCGGACGGCGCUGGCGGCUCCGCUCACACAUCACCCGAUGACUCUAGUGCUGCUCUCGCAGCUGCAUGUCCAUUGCAGGUCAUCGACGAUGCGGACCUUGCGGAACUAUUUCCAGAACAAACAUCGAGCGCGCCGGCGCAACAGCCCAAUUUCGCGACCUUCUCUGUUCAUAAUGCGUCGUCCAACAACGAUGACAAGUCAAUUGCAGAUAAUGGAGAUGGCUCAAGUAGUGAAAUGGAAUUAACCCCACAGCUAGUAACGGCUGCAAUACAAAGAGCUACUGCUGACUCAUCUGGAUCAGAAAACGAGUGUUCUAAUUCUGACGCUGUCCAUCAAAAUACUUCGCAUUAUGCAUCAAGCUUAUUACAACAGUUUGUUGCACAGACGCAGUUGUUAAGUAGUACAGCUCCACUUCCUACAAUUAAUUCUGCUGCUACUCCAUCUUUAUCAUGUAAUAUCACAACAAAUUCGAUAGAGGGAGUUGGAACAAUCACUGAUUGUGUCCUAGGACAAAUAAAUAAUUUUUCGGAAAUUCAACCAAUUUCUUCAAAUUAUUUAAGUAAUACGCAGCAUUUAAGUCCACAACAAACCGAAGAGCUUUCGCAAAUCAAUAAAGCGCUCGAAGAAAUUACUUCCGUGACCGAAUCCGUUGCAUUGACAAUACCAAGUGCACCAAGUCUAGAUGAUUGUGUCGAUAAUAAUGAUUUUAUGAAUUUAGAUAUCACGUCUGGCGGUUCAGAACUUGGCAGUGCAAGUGACCUAUUAAAGAGCUCACCGAUAACAGUAGCUUGCGUUGAUACCGGCUCAGCUAGUCAAAUAGAUUCUCAAAAAUUAGAUACUAUUAGCACAAACUCUGUUGAAUCUCAGGAAGAUGUUAAAAAUAUCAUUAUAGAGUCGAGAAGAAAAAGAGGACGACCUCGUAAAGUGAGAAAACUGGAAGAAUACGAGAGUAAAGACACUGAAUCUCAAAAACAAAGUAAAACAAAAGAUAAUGUAAUAAAUGAUUUUCAUAACAAUAAUGAUCCGCCAAAUGUAUCACCAGACUCUGGAAUUUUAUCUAAUCAUAACUCCCCUACUCAUUCGCCAGUGCGAAGACACGAUAUUGAUGAGAGCCGUAAUAGACAUAGUAGAAAAUCCACACACAAAGAGAAUAGUAUUGGAGAGCGAAAAAGCGCAAGGUCUAAAUCAAAAACAAGAAGUAGGGCACAUAACAGAUCUGAUUCAAGUGAUUGUGAUUUCCAGAAAAAACGAAUAGAAAAUGAAAUAAAACAAAUAAAGACGGAGGCACCCUCUCCUAUUCCGCUAAAGCAAGAGCAAAGUAAAUUUGAUAAAACUAAGAAAAAUGAUCACAAACUUGAUAUAGCUGCAUUAGAUAGGAUGCUAUACGCUACUGAUAGAGUUUUAUAUCCACCAAGGAAGAAAGUAGGAAGAAAACCUCAAAAUAAAACCAAGAUUACAAAGUCUGCACCAAAAACUUUGAAGGACAAAAAUCAGUUCGAUUCUGCAGAUAGUGAUGACGAUUCUUUACCAUCUAAUAGAUCAGUUUUGUCUGGCGUUUAUGCAAAAAGAAAGGAAGUAAAUAGCAAACUCGCUAAUUUACCUAAAAGUAAUAAGAAUAGUAAAGUCAUAAAUAAUUCAUGGCGAGAUCAUCAAAGUGAAAAUGAAGCUGCUGCUGAUGACCCACUUGAUCCAACUUGGAAACAAAUUGAUUUAAACCCAAAGUACAAAGAUAUUCUUUCAGGUUAUAAAAGCGAUUACGAAUUUAAACCGUACAAAAGUUGUAGUAGAUUAAUAGAAUCUGGUUAUAAAAGUGACUAUGGUUGCAGAUCGGGAUAUAAAAGUGAUUGUUAUCGUUCAGGUUAUAAAAGCGAUCAUAAGUCUGGGUACAAAAGUGAUAAGUCUGGUUAUAAGACAGACUACAGCGUCAGAAGUAUGCGAAGACGAAUGCGGAAGUUGAAGAAAACUCGAUCUGUUAGAAACAGAUCCUAUUACAAAAAUCAAAAGCAUUUUGUUUCUGAUAAAGAAAUACUACUAUUAUCAAAUAAAACAUUCAGUAGUCUUACUCUAGGUCACAGCUCUAGUGAUUCAGAAUGCGAGACCUAUUUACGUAAACCGAACGCUAGUCCGAAAUAUGUCAGUGUAUGUACAAAAUAUCCAUUACCAUCAAAAUAUAACUAUGGUUUUACGAAAAAUAAUCAAAAGCACGUGCUUAGACUCAAUUCUUCAGAUCCAUUUGCUCCCGGUCCUGUAUUUAGUGGUUUGCAGAAGCCAGUUACCACAUGCAAUAUUUUUAAAGUAAGUCAUAAUAAUAAUAACACCUUGUUAAAAUCGCCUUCAAAGAGCCGUUACAUUGGAAGUCCUUUGCCAUCGCUUAAGCCAGUAUUUACUCAUAAGUUUGGCGUUUCACCUAUUUGCGUUGGUACAAAAUUGUCUACAUCAAAAAAAGAUGAUGGCUUAAAAAACUUUAACCGAACUCUUUCACCGAAAAAUCGAAAGCAAGCGAAAAAAGAUUCUCCAAAAAAGGAAAACACAUCAAAACCUUUACCGAGCUGUUUUGAAAAAGCAAAAAAUACUUACAUCCCAAACAAAUCUUUGUCUAGAAAUGUUUUCUUAAAUUUCAAAAAGCCACAUAUAAAACCGACGUACCAUAUUAAAAAGCAAAGAAGAACAGUUGUGUUAGCUCCACCUAAAAUAAAUUUAAAGCAAACAGAACGACCAUCUAGAAUUACUAUCAAAACCGAAAGUAAACACCACAGACAUCGUAGCAAGAGAAGACAUCGUUCAAGAUCAGUUUCGAGAUGUCGCGAAUCGUGUACAAAUCGCAAUUCAAUAGAUUCAGUUGAUCAAAAAUUUAGUCAAGAUAUGGAUAGUCUAAUAUCAAAUUUUAUCAAAUUAUGUCAAAUUGCUCCUAAAUUUAUGACAAAUGUUUCGCAAAUUACAGCAAAAACAGUAGAUAAGGAAAAACCUGCAACAGAACCAGCAACAACAAAAGUUAUUAAAAGAACCUCAAAGAAAAGAAAAACGUCCGAUAAUCAAGAGAUCGUUACUCCUACGUCUAAGCGAAGGCAUAAAAAACAAUUAACUGAAUCACAAAAUAAAGGUGGCAAAGAUACUAAUGAACAUAAGCUACCGCUGAAAAAGAGACACUAUCAUAUAAAUUCUUCAACAAGUAAUUCGUUGAGCCUAAGCUUAGUAACGGCUGAAUUUGACGAAAAUUCAAAAGCCGAUCUAAACUCUGGUAAGUUUUUAUGUACUGAAACUGAUUGUAUGGGAGAGAUGCAUAAUAAUGGCACAGAAGAAUCUACAAAACAUAAAACAAUAUCAGAAAAAGGGAAAAAAAGUAGCGAUAAUUCUAAAAGUAUAAUAAGUAAUACACAGGAAUCCAAAUCCCAGGAUUGUGAAUCUUCUCCGAAGGCUAAAACUAAUGUAAGUACAGAAGAUAGAAUACCUUCCAAAUGUGAUACAACACCCAUAAAUAGUACUCAGGCGUCUUUGUCAAGUAGUAUUGAUGAAGACCUUAGUAUAGAAAAACCUAGUCCAGAACAGUCAGAAUUGUCUAAAAAAAUUUACGAAACGUCUGAAAAACUUAAAGCUGUUCAUAAAAUGGUACACGACUUAGAGAAAUCUUUACCCAAAUCUAAAGAGGGUGAAACUAAAUCAGAGUCUUCAAAAAUUGAACCUCAUAGGAUGUCAUCACCUAGAUCUGAGAAAAGGGUUUCACCUUUGCGGAAUUCUGCACCUAUUGCGACACCUAAAAAACGUCACAGAUUGGAAGCUGAUAGAGUAAUAUCACAUUCUAGCUUAGAUCAAGUAGUACAGUCUCUGUCUAAAAAGCUAUCUGAAGACAAAACUGUUACUACAAGCCUUACUAAAGAUAUCAAUCAAAACACAUCGAAUGAUGAAAUAAAAGAAUCUGAAAAAUCUGAUAAAGUGGCAGAACUGUCUACGGGGCAAAAUAAUAUUUCUAACACUGCACCUAUAGAUCCACUUAAAAGUAUGUCAGCCCGCUCUUUGUAUAAAAGUUCAAUCCCGCCUGCACAGAAAUCAGAAAUAAUGACUAGAAAAAAGAAUAGACUUGAAGGUCUCACGAGCAACUUGGUUUCAAAAAUUAAUCCAAGUGCAGCAACAAAAGUCUUAGACACACUUUUAAAUAACAAUAUAAGAAAAUCUAUUGAAUCCCGAAUUUUAGAAAAAGAAAAGAACAAUUCUGAUAGCGUUAAUAAAACACCAGAAGAAAAAAGUAAAGGUAAAGAAUCUCCACAGAUUAAUACCAGAGCAAGUGUUAUCAAGUCACCUGUAUCUAAAGGUAAGGUUCUAGAAACUAAAAAAUCAAAAAAUGCCGAGCCUAUCGUGGAACAGCCCGUAGUGGUUAAUGUUGAUAACCCUACUGGUAUUUUUGAACCUUCAGUUGAUUUAGAAGACCAAAUACCAAAAUCAUCAAUUUGCGUUAAUGCUUUUGUAGACAGUUCCAAAGGUAAAAACAAAGUAAAAAGUACAGAUAGUAAAAGUGCAAAUGCAUUUUUAGCUCCUAUAGACACCGAAUCGGAGAUACCUCUGGCGUUAAUAUCGGAAACACCUGAUCCAAUCAUCAGGCCUAAACGAGGAGAAUCAAUAGCGUCAGUUUUGUCUGAUAAAAUACAAGAGACUGCUAGUGGUCAUAAUCUACGUCAGACUAAAAGAAAUUUGAUUAAUGAAAGCGAUGAUGCCAACGACAAGAAAAAGAAGAAAAUAUCUAAUAAUUUGAUAAGAGAAAGCAAGUUAGUACUGCCGGCAAAAGUGUUAGUAUCCAAAAUUUCAACAGAAAAAAUUUCUAUAAUGGACUCAAUUAACAAACCAUCUGGAAAUAUCAAAAUAGCUGAAAAUAAUAAUUCAGCAGAAAAUAAAACUCUAGAAACAUCUAAGAAGAGAGCGAGAAGGCGUAAAGCUAUCAACAGGACUGGUUUCCCUAGUGUUAAAAAGAAGAAGAAGAAAAUAGAACCAAGUAGUACAUUAAAUAUAAGUUCUGACCAUUUUACAUCAGAAGAUACAGACCAUUCUGUCUUCGACAGGGUACCUAAAGAUGGUGAAGCUAUGAGCAGUUUCUUAGAACGUACAACAAUUAAAAAACCAGAGCUGAAAGUUGUUCUGAAUAAAGAUGAAUUGCCGAAACAAGGUCGAUUGACAGUUGUUGCACUAGAGAAAUUACAAGGAAAAGAUUUUACAACAGAUAACAAUAUAAAUACGUCUUCAGAAAAGAAAACUACUGAGAAAAAGCUCGGAGGUUCGUCGAUUUUAAGAGCACCAUCUUUACAACUCAAACAAACUAAGAAUGAUAAAGAAGUAAAAAGUCACGUUAACAAAUGGGAAGUUCUCAGUGAAACUGACAGCAUACCAUCACUAACUAGUUCUCUUGGAAACGAUCCUGAAGACAGUAUCCCAUUAAGUUUGUUGAAUUUGAACGCUGGCAAAAGUAAUAGUCGCUUGGAUAAUUUGGAAAGACUGAAAAGAAAAACGAGGGCCAUGUCACCCUCUCACGAAAUUGAGGAAAUAUUUUCGAAGCGAAAAAAUGUCGAAAAAAACACCAAAGUGGGCCUUAGACCAAAGUCAAGUUUGGCUAUUUUAUAUCCUAGCGAACGAAGAUUUACAAGGAGUUCUGAUAAUACAGCUGAUGAUGGAAAGACGGGGACCAGAAAAAUUGGAAGUAAAAAAUUAAAUGUAGAAAACGUUUUAGAAAAAAACCCUAAAUCGAUGAGUAUAGUUACUAGAAGGAAAUCGAGAUCAUGUACGGUUAAUAAAAAAACUCAUGAAAUACAUUCCAGUUCGCGGGAAAGUUCAUUGGACACGGUGAUUAGUCGUAGAAUAACGUCUAAAUCUCGUGAGCCUUCCAUUGAUACCCUUCAUGACCACGAUGAAAACGAUCCAUUGCCUUUAAAUGAAAAGGAAAUUGAUUUUGAGAAAAGCAUCGAUGUACUUUCAAAGAGUAUUAUUUGUAAGAAACGCGUUGCUUCGUCGCGUGAUGAGAGUCCAGUCAACGGUGUCGACGGUCGAGAUAAACCACUAGUCUCAAAAAAGAAUCCUCGAUUAAGAAAGAAGUUUUUGGUAGCUGGGCUAUUUUCCGACUAUUACAAAGAGGAUCCUAAACCAGAUGGGAAAGGAAAAAAUCUGGUGACUCAAACUGAGUUCCCGCCUGGUUUGUUAGCGCCGCCGCCAUAUUGCGAGCGCUGGGUGCGACGAUCGCCCCGAUACUUUACUCUUCCGUAUGAUAUCUGGUGGGAACAACAUUAUAAUCAGCCAGUACCAUCUUGGAAUUAUAAAAAAAUUCGCACAAACGUGUACUACGACGUGAAGCCGUCGACCGAGGAGUGUGAGAGUGUCGCGUGCAACUGCGCGCCCUCGUCCGGCUGCAACGAGGAUUGCAUCAACAGGCUCGUGUUCUCCGAGUGCUCGCCACAACUUGAUAAGUGUAAAAAUCAGCGGAUUCAACGUCACGAAUGGGCAUCGGGAUUGGAGAAAUUCAUGACGGAAAACAAAGGUUGGGGCGUACGAACGAAACACAUGAUAAAAUCUGGAGACUUCAUACUAGAGUACGUCGGUGAGGUCGUUUCCGAUAAGGAGUUUAAGGAGCGUAUGGCGACACGCUACGCUCGCGACACCCACCACUACUGCUUACACCUGGACGGCGGGCUCGUGAUCGACGGACACCGCAUGGGAGGGGACGGUCGCUUCGUAAACCACUCCUGCAGACCUAACUGUGAAAUGCAGAAGUGGACUUCAAAUGGUACAUUUAGAAUGGCGCUGUUCGCACUUCGUGAUAUCGAUCCAGAAGAGGAACUGACAUACGAUUAUAACUUUUCACUAUUUAAUCCAGCCGUCGGCCAGCCAUGCAAAUGCGACUCGGAAGACUGUCGUGGUGUUAUCGGUGGAAAAUCACAGAGGAUCACAAAACAACCUCUCAAGACGCAAUCAAGAACUCCAUCAAAUGCAUCGAACCAGUCAAAUAGCUCAGGAGGCGCUCGAGUGGGUCGCCCUCGUAAAGCUGCCAAGUGUAACAAGAAAUGCGAACAGCCCAGUGUGUCCGCAUGCGAUAUCAAAAACAUGACAAUACUAAAAUACCAGCAACACCUAAAUAAACUGUGGCAAGAGCCACAGAUGAAACCUCUGACGGCUAAGGAGAGGACUUUAGUCAAGGAACGCCACUGUUUCCUAUUCAGAAAUUUGGAAAAUGUUCGUCGCAUCCGCGAGCGUUUAUCACUACCUCUACCCCCCUUCACAGAAGCGCCGGCCGCGCUUCCUGACCCCCCCGUGGCAACCAACCCCCCUACCUGCGCUCCCCCCGCUCCCCCCACUCCCUCUGCCCCCGUCGUUACCAACGUGAACCCGCUGACCCUCCCCGACACGAUGAACCCCGCGGUGUUCCUCAAGCGCCUGCAGACCUUACGCGCUUCGAAGGAGGAGAGUGUGAAGGAACUAACGCGAUUGGAGGAUGACUCGACGCUUGAUACGAAAACGCGUCUCGGUAGAGUGUUCAAAGCGCUCUACAAUUCCGUUGUGGCCGUUAAAGAUGAGGAUGAUAAACCUGUUUGCUCACCACUAAUGAAGCUAAAACUCGGUCAAACCAAGGAUGCUGUGUGUACCCAAGAUUUGAGUUCUAUAAAGAACAAUAUAGACAACGGGCAGUAUGAAACAGUGGCACAGUUCGAUAGCGACAUGAACAGCUUCUUCUCUAGUAUUAUACGGGAGCACGGUAAACUAACAACUCUUGGUGCCGCUGCUACACAUCUUAAAAAGGUAUAUACUGCCACUAAAUCGGACUUCGCCGAGUAUUUGAUCAAAAUUCUUGGACCCAAUGAACCUCUACCAGGUGGUUUCAUUCAAAAGUCGAAGGCCGAGGAGGUGAUCCUGUGCGCGUGCGGGCUGCACGUGGAGGAGGGGCUCAUGGUGCAGUGCGGGCGCUGCGGCGUGUGGCAGCACGCGCGCUGCGUGCGCCUCGCCGACGCCAAGCGCCAGCACCACUGCCACUUCUGCAGCCCCAAGCCGGUUGACCGUGAAAUUCCUCUUGAUGAAUACACGGAAGAGGGUCAUCAAUUCUACCUAUCAUUGAUGCGUGGUGACUUGCAAGUACGACAAGGCGAUACGGUGUACGUACUUCGAGACAUACCCAUAGAUGACAAACACCCAGACGUGAGUCAGAAGAAUGGAGAUAAAAACGAGUCGCCUAAAACUAAACGGAUGGAUCGAAAGAAGCUUAAGAUCGCUAAAGGGAAAGACAAAAAUGAUGAGUCUACUCAGAGCAAGGAAGGCGAAGUGCGUAAACAUACGUAUCAAACAAUCGGCGAGGUGCCGGUGUCCGAGUUGGACAUAUUUCGCGUCGAGCGCCUGUGGAAGCACAAGGACACGCAAGAGAGAUAUGUGUACGGACAUCACUAUCUUCGGCCACACGAGACCUUCCACGAACCAACUAGAAAAUUCUUCCAUAAUGAAGUAAUGAGAGUCCCUUUGUAUGAGGCUGUGCCCAUAGAACUCGUAAUGUCACAGUGUUGGGUUAUGGAUCUAAAUACUUACUGCAAGGGCCGGCCGGUGGGCGCGUCCGAGGCGCACGUGUACAUCUGCGAGCUGCGCGUGGACCGCUCGGCGCGCCUGUUCACGCGCGUGUCGCGCCCCAAGUACCCGCUCUGCACCAAGCCCUACGCCUUCGACCACUUCCCGACGCGCCUCAAGCUCACACGGACCUACGCGGUGAGUCGCUAUGUCGUACAUCUUACACAUAUUACUUUGUAACGUUUGGAUCUCUACUGUCACCUUAAAUAAAUGAAAAAAAAAUUACUACUCUAUUUUAUUAAACAGGGUUUAAUUUUUCUGAAUGGAAAUGAAUUAAUGUUUAAUUACUUAAUGAAAUGUAAUGAACGUUAAAAAAAACUAGUUAAAAUUAUAAUGACUCAUAGUAGUAAAAUCAAUUAAUAACAUUUGCCCACAAAUAAAAAAGUUCUCUGUCCCUUUGACGAAUCAGAAUUUGGGGUCCGUUUCGUCCCUACACUGCCUAAUUUUGAGUAAAU
Melitaea cinxia (Glanville fritillary) is the source of this 9248-nucleotide messenger RNA. RefSeq names its product serine-rich adhesin for platelets (gene ash1). The coding region runs from base 1 to 8973 and encodes 2990 amino acids. Gene Ontology annotation, molecular function: chromatin binding; protein binding; histone methyltransferase activity. NCBI's taxonomy places the organism in Eukaryota, Metazoa, Arthropoda, Insecta, Lepidoptera, Nymphalidae. The record is from RefSeq and is a predicted model, not a curated record. Gene Ontology annotation, cellular component: nucleus. The transcript has 18 exons.